GUGACGGCAUUAUAUUAGUUCGGUUGCAGUGCACCCAUGUGGGUUCAAUGUUGACUUGCAUAGAAACUUGUGGAGUGAACUCAGUUUAUAGUUAUCGUUUAGUUUGAAACGCGGUCUGUCGCGUCUCACCAUGUCUUCGUCUUUCUUUAUAAAGAAGAAAGAAAACCCCAAAUUUGUCAAGAAGGGGAAAAAUACACAAGCGCCGAAACGAAAGGGUGAUGGCGACUCGGGAGGAAAAAGUAAAGUGCAAGCGAAGAAAUCCUCCAAAUACAACGAAGAGAUUUCCAGCGAUUCUGAGACAGAGAGUCGUGUAGAGCCGAAGAAAAGACAGUCCAAUCAGGAGACUGAGUAUGAUGAGACGCCACAGGAGAAGAAGCUGAGAUUAGCCAAACUUUACCUCGACCAGCUAAAGGAAGAAGAGGAAAACAAAGCGGAAGAAGACGCCUUCGAGACUGAUCUGAUUGCUGGAAGACUUCAAGAAGAAGUGCUUGAACAGAAAGGAAAGCUUCAGCGACUUAUUGCCAAAGAUCUCAUGCCACCAGAUGCUUCAGAGAUUAGAGUGUUGAGAGGACACAAGCUUCCAAUUACCUGUCUGGUCGUCACCUCUGAUGACAAGUACAUCUUUUCUGCUGCCAAAGACUGCUCCAUCAUUAAAUGGGAUGUUGAAAGUGGGAAGAAACUGCACACAAUACAUGGUGGAAGGAAAGGCACAGAGGAUCGGCAUGUUGGACAUACUGCCCAUAUCCUGUGUAUGUCCGUAUCAUCAGAUGGAAAAUACUUGGCCACUGGAGACAUGAACAAACUGAUCAUGAUCUGGGAGGCAGAAACGUGUAAACAUCUGUAUAAAUUCACAGGACACAAAGGCCCCGUGUCAGGCCUUUCAUUUAGAAAGGGGACUCAUGAUCUGUACAGCGCUUCACAUGAUCGCUCAAUAAAGGUGUGGAACGUGGACGAGAACGCAUACGUGGAAACUCUCUUUGGGCAUCAGGACGCCAUCACAGGAUUGGACAGCCUGAGCCGCGAGCGCUGUGUGACUGCAGGAGGAAGGGACCGCUCAGUGAGGGUGUGGAAGAUAGCCGAGGAAUCUCAGCUGGUAUUCCACGGCCACGAGGGCUCGAUUGACUGUAUCCAGCUCAUUAAUGAGGAGCAUAUGAUAACGGGGGCCGAUGACGGCUCCGUGUCCCUUUGGAGUGUCAACAAGAAGAAGCCUCUCAGCACAGUGAAGCAGGCUCACGGUUGCCAUGGCGACACAGGGCUGGAGCAGCCUCAUUGGGUGGCUUCGGUCGCGGCGCUUCAGAACUCGGAUACAGUCGCCUCAGGUGCUUCUGGCUGCUCACACAACUCCCAGGUGCAGCUGUGGAAGUGUGGACAGAAUUACCGCGCACUGGAGCCUCUGUUCAAUGUAACAGUGCCCGGGUUUGUCAACAGUCUGAAGUUUUCAAGCUCUGGUCAAUUCUUGGUGGCAGGAGUCGGACAGGAGCACAGGUUGGGCCGAUGGUGGAGAAUAAAAGAGGCCAAGAACGGGAUCUAUAUCAUUCCUCUUAAACGGAAACCUCCUAACCCAGAGGAAGCCAAGUUGUCUGAAUAAUUUGGAUUGUUAAGUGUCUUUUUUAUUUUGUAAAUUAAAGGUUUGAAUACUGCCUAUGAA
Molecule: messenger RNA, 1648 nt
Organism: Acanthopagrus latus (yellowfin seabream)
Lineage: Eukaryota; Metazoa; Chordata; Actinopteri; Spariformes; Sparidae
Gene: rrp9
Product: ribosomal RNA processing 9, U3 small nucleolar RNA binding protein
Exons: 15
Coding region: 131-1588 (485 amino acids)
Cellular component (GO): small-subunit processome
Molecular function (GO): snoRNA binding; protein binding
Source: RefSeq, a predicted model, not a curated record